Molecule: messenger RNA, 336 nt
Organism: Rangifer tarandus platyrhynchus (Svalbard reindeer)
Lineage: Eukaryota; Metazoa; Chordata; Mammalia; Artiodactyla; Cervidae
Source: the annotation of a GenBank genome assembly
AUGCCCGUCCCAGGCCUUUUACUUGUGGAUUUCGGUUCCCCUGGAUCUGGGCCUGGGAGGCCUGGAUGUGGACAGAGCCUGUGCUUUGGCAGGAACUCAGUGGUGUCUUUGCUUAGCUGCUGGGGGCUGUGGCGCAGAGAACUGGAUUUGGGGCUGUCUCUGGUGACUCAGACAGUAAAAAAAUCUGCCUGUGAUGUGGGAGACCCAGGUUCGAUCCCUGGGUCGGGAAGAACCCCUGCAGAAGGAGAUGACAACCGACUCCAGCAUCCUUGUCUGGGAAAUCCCAUGGACAGAAAAGCCUGGCGAGCUACAGUCUAUGUGGUUGCCAAGGGUUAG